This is a messenger RNA of Chrysochloris asiatica (Cape golden mole), 2766 nucleotides long. RefSeq names its product intercellular adhesion molecule 5, telencephalin (gene ICAM5). Bases 1 to 2766 code for a protein of 921 amino acids. NCBI's taxonomy places the organism in Eukaryota, Metazoa, Chordata, Mammalia, Afrosoricida, Chrysochloridae. Gene Ontology annotation, molecular function: integrin binding. The transcript has 11 exons. The record is from RefSeq and is a predicted model, not a curated record. Gene Ontology annotation, biological process: cell-cell adhesion. Gene Ontology annotation, cellular component: membrane.
AUGCUAGGGCCCUGGCCAGGGCUGCGCCGGGCGCUACUCGGCCUCUGGGUUGCCCUGAGCCUGGGGCUCCUCGGCCUCUCAGCGGUCGCGCAGGAACCCUUCUGGGCGGACCUGCAGCCCCGCGUGGCGCUCGUGGAGCGCGGGGGGUCGCUGUGGCUGAAUUGCAGUACCAACUGCCCACGGCCGGAGCGUGGUGGCCUGGAGACCUCGCUGCGCCGGAACGGGACCCAGAGGGGUCUGCGCUGGCUGGCACGGCAGCUGGUGGACAUCCGCGAACCGGAGACGCAGCCCGUCUGCUUCUUCCGCUGCGCGCGGCGCACAUUGCAGGCGCGUGGGCUCAUCCGCACCUUCCAGCGACCGGAUCGCGUAGAACUAGUGCCGUUGCCGCCCUGGCAGCCCGUGGACAAGAACUUCACCCUGAGCUGUAGAGUUCCUGGUGCGGGACCCCGUGGGAGCCUUACUCUGACGCUGCUGCGGGGCACCCAAGAGCUGAUUCGCCGCAGUUUCGUGGGGGAGCCACCUCGCGCGCGGGGCGCGGUGCUCACGGCCACCGUGCUGGCACGGAGGGAAGACCACGAGGCCAAUUUUUCCUGCCGCGCGGAGCUGGACUUGCGGCCGCAUGGACUAGGAUUGUUUGAAAACAGCUCGACCGCUAGACAGCUCCGGAUAUUCGCCCUGUCUCCGGACCCUCCGCGCCUGGCCGCUCCCCGACUAUUGGAGGUGGGCUCGGGAGAGCCGGUGAGUUGCACCCUCGAUGGACUGUUUCCGGCAUCUGAAGCCCAGGUCUACCUGGCGCUGGGCGACCUGACACUGAAUCCCGAAGUCAUGCGGGAGGGCGACACGCUCACGGCCACUGCUACAGCCACAGCGAGCACAGAGGAGGAGGGCACCAGGCAGUUGGUCUGCAGUGUGAUCUUGGGAGGCGAAAGCCGGGAGACGCGAGAGAACGUGACUGUCUACAGCUUCCCGGCGCCCCUGCUUAACCUGAGCGAGCCCAUAGCACCCGAGGGGACUAUGGUGACGGUUACCUGCACAGCUGGGGCCCAAGCCCUGGUCACACUGGAUGGAGUUCAAGCCAUGGCCCCGGGGCAGCCCGCGCAGCUCCAGCUAAACGCUACGGAGAAUGAUGAUAGGCGCGGCUUCUUUUGCGACGCCACUCUCGAGGUAGACCGGGAGACCUUGAGCAAGAACCGGAGCGCCGAGCUUCGCGUCCUAUAUGCUCCCCGGCUGGACGAUUCGGACUGCCCCAGGAGCUGGACGUGGCCAGAAGGCCCGGAGCAGACGCUGCAUUGCGAGGCCCGUGGAAACCCAGCGCCUUCUGUGCACUGCGCGCGGCCAGACGGCGGGGCCGUGUUGGCGCUAGGCCUACUGGGUCCAGUUACUCGGGCCCUCGCCGGUACCUACCGCUGCACAGCAGCCAACGCCCAGGGCGAGGCAGUCAAGGACGUGACGCUGACGGUGGAGUACCCACCGGCGCUGGACAGCGUGGGUUGCCCGGAACGCGUUACGUGGCUGGAAGGAGCAGAGGCCUCGUUAAGCUGCGUGGCGCAUGGGGUCCCGCCGCCCACCGUGAGCUGUGUGCGCUCUGAGGAGGAUGGAGUCCUCGAGGGGUUGCUGCACGUGGCCCGGAAGCACUCAGGCACCUACCGCUGCGAAGCCACCAAUCCGAGGGGCUCUGCUGCCAAAAAUGUGGCUGUUACGGUGGAAUAUGCCCCCAGUUUCGAGGAGUUAAGCUGCCCCAGCAAUUGGACAUGGGUGGAAGGAUCUGGGCAGCUGUUUCCUUGUGAGGUCGACGGAAAGCCAGAGCCAAACGUGGAGUGUGUCGGCUCCGCGGGCAUCAGUGAGGGGCUGUUGCUACCGCUGGCAUCCCCAGCCCCUACUCCCAGAGCCUCCAAUAUCCCUAGUGGUCUGACACCUGGCAUCUACAUCUGCAAUGCCACCAACCAGCAUGGCUCCGUGGUCAAGAGGGUCGCCGUGAGCGCGGAGUCCCCGCCGCAGAUGGACGAGUCGACUUGCCCCAGUAACCAGACAUGGCUGGAAGGGGCCGAGGCCGCCGCUCUUGCCUGUGCCUCCCGGGGUCGCCCCUCCCCACGGGUGCGCUGCUGGAGGGAGGGCACACCCCGAUCUGAACUGCAGCGAGUGACCCGAAACGACGCGGGUACCUAUCGCUGCGUGGCCACAAAUGUGCAUGGCACGGACGCCCGGACAAUCACAGUGGGCGUGGAAUACCAACCAGUGGUAGCUGAGCUGGCAGCCUCGCCCCCGGGAGGUGUGCGGCCUGGCGGAAACUUCACGCUGACGUGCCGCGCAGAGGCGUGGCCCCCAGCCCAGAUCACUUGGCGCGCGCCCCCAGGUGCCCCCAAUUUUGGCCUGUCGAGCAACAAUAGCACGCUGAGUGUGGCCGGCGCCAUGGGCAGCCACGGCGGAGAGUACGAGUGCGAAGCCACCAACGCGCACGGGCGCCACGCGCGGCGCAUCACGGUGCGCGUGGCCGGUCCAUGGCUGUGGGUGGCCAUAGGUGGCGCGGCGGGGGGCGCAGUGCUGCUGGCCGCGGGGGCCGGUCUGGCCUUCUAUGUGCAGUCCACCGCCUGCAAGAAGGGCGAGUAUAACGUGCAAGAGGCCGAGAGCUCAGGCGAGGCCGUGUGCCUCAAUGGCGCGGGCGGCGGGGCAGGCGGGGGCCCAGGCGCAGAAGGUGGACCAGAGACCGGCUCAGCCGAGUCGCCGGCGGGGGGCGAGAUCUUCGCCAUACAGCUGACAGCAGCGUGA